AUGCAGGGGCUGCGGCCUCCGCGGGCACGGCCGGGCGCCAGCCGAGCCCCGAGCCCCCGCAGAGCCUCCACGGCCUCCUUGGCUUCCCUGGGCAAAGCCCCCCUUUUCGGGGGCAGCCAGGGAGCCCCGCAGGUGAGGGGGGACAGCCAAAAUCCCAAAAUCCACCCGGGCCAUGGCCUGCAAUGGACACACGGCAGCAGCCUGUGGGCAUCACCACGGGACUCAUCACCAACCAAGCCCGGCUUGGAUGAGGCAGAACCUGAGGAAGACGCAGAUUCCAGCUUGUCUGAGCAGGAGCAGCAGGAGGAGGAGGAAGAGGAGGAGGAGGAGGCAGCCCUGACGGAGGCAGAGCUGGAGCAGGUGGUGGAGGUGCUGCUGACAGAGACAGACACGCGCUGGAUGCUGGACCUGCCCACGGCCCUCGUGUCCACCGAGGCAGAGGAGGCUGCCAGGGUGCUGGAGAGGAAUAAGAUUUACACAGAGCUUUGUGAGGCUAAAAUUGACAGUGAGUACUUUGAAGAAAAAAUCGCGCAAACCUUCUCUGGAGCUGCCAAAACCAAGGAGGUGCAAUGUGAGGCCAUCACCGUGGCAGAGAAAGGGGUGGUGGUGACUCCCUGGGAUCUGGACCAUCCCCUGGAUGCCUCAGGAGCAGAACCUGCAGAGACAGAAGGACCCAAAAGCCCAGCAGGGACAAGCAGCACAUCUCUCACAGCUGGAGAGCAGGGUCGGCCUGGGGCUGUCCCUUCUGCCACAGACAGUGCUGCUCCUGCCAGGAGCCCCGAGGAGCAGGAAUGCCACUCAGGAGCAAUCCUGACCUCAGCAAAGCUGCAGCAGGAUUUAGUUGUCAUGGAGAGGAUUCUCAUGGAGAACAUUUUCCAACCCAAGCUCGCAGUCUAUCGGCAGAUUCCCGUCCUCAUAGAACCUGUUGUCAGCUCAGACACUGAGGUGGAAGAAGAUGAAGAGGAGGAGGACGAGGAUGAUGAGGAUGAGGAUGAGGAGGAAGCAGCAGAGGUAGCUGAAGGCCCAGCAGAGGAGGCAGGCCCCAGGCUGGAGCUGCUGUGGUCCUACAGGUGUGAUUUAACCAGGGCCCACAGUGUGAGCAGCAUGUCUUGGAACAAAGCAAACCCUGAUCUCCUGGCUGUUGGUUACAGGGAAUUUGUUUCUCGGGGUAAGAAGAAAGGCCUGGCUUGCUGCUGGUCACUGAAGAACCCCAUGUGGCCAGAGCGCAUUUUCCGCUGCGAGCACGGCGUCACCGCUGUGGAUUUCUCCCGGGCCCGGCCGCACCUGCUGGCAGUGGGGACAGCCAGUGGCCGCGUGGCCAUCUACGACGUGCGCGGCCGCCAGGACACCGCGCUGCUGGACAGCAGUGCAUGCCUAAAUAAGCACAAAGGUCCCGUGUGGCAGCUGAAGUGGGUGGAGCAGGAAGGAGGUGCAACAGCAGGUGACAAAGAAGAGAGACUGAUGUGCAUCUCAGGAGAUGGGAGGAUGACCCAGUGGUUCAUUCAGCAAAGGCUGGAUUGCUCUGAUGUGAUGCAAAUCAAACGAACAGAAAGUGAGAAGAAAAAAUUACCAGGUGAGAGAGAAAGGAAAUGUGAAGGUCCCAUAUCACAGCAGGCAGCUGGAAUGUGCUUUGACUUCCAUCCAAAGGAUACUGAUAUUUUUCUUGUUGGAACAGAAGAGGGACACAUCUACUGCUGCUCUUGCUCAGGCAAGGAGCAAAUUCUGGGCACAUACAGAGGCCAUGAGGGCCCUGUGUACAAAGUUGCCUGGAAUCCCACCAGCACCGACAUGUUCCUCAGCUGCUCUGCAGACUGGAGCAUCCUCUUGUGGCACCGGGAUUCCCACACCCCCCUUCUAACCUUCACCUCUGUCACAGCUUUUGUUCACGACAUCAGCUGGGCUCCACACUCAGCCCUCAUCUUCGCAGCAGUGAACGAGGAGAGGGUGGAGAUCUGGGAUCUGAGUGUCAGCAUCUUCGACCCGGUGCUGUGCUGUGCUGCCAGCCCCGAGGGGAACCUGAGCUCGCUGCUGUUUGCCAGGAACGCCGAGUGCCUGCUCCUGGGGGACAGCCGUGGCCAGGUGGGGGUGUGGCUGCUGCCCAGCCUGGCUGUCCCCAGCUCCGAACAGGUUGGCUCCUUGUAUGACAUUGUUGCUCCUGCUGGAGCUGUUAAACAGUAGCUGAUAUCCCUUCCCCUUCAGGAAAUGCUGUAGUGUGAACAUA
Molecule: messenger RNA, 2221 nt
Organism: Melospiza georgiana
Lineage: Eukaryota; Metazoa; Chordata; Aves; Passeriformes; Passerellidae
Gene: DNAI4
Product: dynein axonemal intermediate chain 4
Exons: 16
Coding region: 1-2178 (725 amino acids)
Biological process (GO): cilium movement
Cellular component (GO): axonemal dynein complex
Molecular function (GO): dynein heavy chain binding; dynein light chain binding
Source: RefSeq, a predicted model, not a curated record